UGUGCUUAUGGCUGUUGUUGACCAUGACUACUGUUUCCGUUAUGUUAAUGUCGGAGCAAAUGGAAGAAACUCGGACAGUGGAAUUUUCAGAAAUAGCGCAAUAUAUCGCGACCUUGAAAACAAUAUACUACCAACAGGUGGUUUUUUAGUUGGUGAUGAUGCUUUUGCACUGAAGACAUAUUUAUUGAAACCAUACAGUGGCACAAACCUCACAAGAGUACAAACAUUAUUUAACUAUCGAUUACCCAGAGCACGUAGAAUAAUCGAAAAUGGAUUUGGCAUCCUAACAAGCAGUUUUAGAAUAUUUCAAAAACCUAUACCAACUGACGUCAACCCAACCGAUAAGAUUAUUCGAGCCUCAUGUGCUCUGCAUAAUUGGUUGCGCCUAACAAGUCCUAGUUGUUACUUUCCAAAGGAUUGCGUGGACGUAGAAAAUAUUGACUCUGGAACAAUUGUUGAAGGAACUUGGAGACGAGAACUCAGAGCCACCUUGCCAUCUAUCACCGAUCAGACUACCAAUAAUUCACCACAAAUAGCAAGAAAUCUCAGAGACAAGUAUGCCGAAUACUUUAGUGGAGCAGGUGCUGUUGUAUGGCAAGCAUAG
This is a messenger RNA of Acanthoscelides obtectus, 604 nucleotides long. The record is from the annotation of a GenBank genome assembly. NCBI's taxonomy places the organism in Eukaryota, Metazoa, Arthropoda, Insecta, Coleoptera, Chrysomelidae.